This is a messenger RNA of Durio zibethinus, 4113 nucleotides long. Lineage: Eukaryota; Viridiplantae; Streptophyta; Magnoliopsida; Malvales; Malvaceae. The record is from RefSeq and is a predicted model, not a curated record.
GUAGUUGAGGUUACAGAAAUGACUAGUUUUUCUUUUAAGUGCUAAGGAUGUGUUUGGUACACAAGAUUAUGAUGGGAUGGGAUAAGAUGAUAUUAUGAAUAGAAUUAGAUUAAAUAAUGUCAUCCUUAUCUUGUGCUUGAUGUGUGCAAGGAUUAAGAUAGGAUAAUUUAUUUAUUGGUCUAAAUUAUCCUUUCUCAAAGUUUAUACAAUUUAAAUUAUUGAUGUAAUUUUUAAGGGUAUAUUAGGACAUAUAAGUUCUACCCCAUCCAUUAAAAAUAUUCCUCUCCACUUUGGGAGGAUUAAAUCAUCCUAUACUAAGAGGAUGAUUAAUACUCCUUGUAAUCCUAUCUCUUUCUUUGGAUAGACACCAAACAUAAUAUAGGAUGGUUAUCAUUCUCUCCUAUCAAUCAUCCUAUGCGCUAAACAUGACCUAAAAGACUUGAUUGGAAUUAUUUUCUAUAGAAAUUUAGUUGUGUAUAUUGAAGCUGGUAUAGCUAUAGUAGUUGUAAUAAUUUUUUUAGAUGUAACAUUCCAAAUAUUAUCUUUGGUUCAACUUGCUGUCAUACAUGCAUGCAUUUUAGGAAGAUAUAUUUCUAGUAUAUUUGCUAAUGGCAAUGCAAUCUGUUAACUUCUAACUAAAGAGUGGCAACUAGUUUCUACAUUUAGGGUGCCUGAUCCCUAGUUUUGCUAUCUUAACGAUCAGCUGCUUAGGGAAAAUGCAUCUUCUGCCAGACCAAAGAUUUUUUUAAAUUUUGAACUACAAUAAUUUUGGGCACUUUUGCAAUCAUUUCAAACAUUAGUCCAACUAUUGUUAAGAAGUAUGGUCUGAUAUCAUGCACAAGUUGAUUAGGCCCUGCUGUUUUUGUGAAAUUUUGCUGGUAUCAUUUGUGCUAUAUUCGCAGCCAAUAUAUUUUUAUUCUUCUACCAUCUCUUGCUCAAUGCAGUUUGCUUUACUUUAUACCAACCUUGAUUUCUCUCGAUUGCUGUUGUCAUUGCCAUAUGAAUAUCCUUCUAGCAAUGUAAAUCCCUUUUUAGGUUAGAAAAUAAGGAAUUUCUUCUUUUCCAACUGUUUUCAUUCUUGAUAUGGGAGCUUUGGUGUCUCCAACUAUUGGGGCUAACUUGUAGGGUGAGAUCUGUAUAUGUAUUGCUGGUAACUUCUUUAAGGAGAUCAGGAUCUAACUAUUAUGCAUGCUGAAUAGAUGAUGAGAUUGCUACAUAUAUAACAAGCAGAUUAGAUGGUUCAUUUAAUUGCUGUUAAUCCAAGAGGUUUAAGUAACAUUUCUAGGUGGAAAGUUUUGGAUUAACAAUACGAGGAUAGGUUAUAUUUGGUGUAUUGUUAAAGCUUGGUUGAGUGCUGGUCCGAACGAUAAAAGUUUUAAGAUAAGUGAGAUUGAAAGAGAGCCAGAAAUUUUAGCAUUGGUGUUGCUGCUCAGGAAAGGCACCUUGCUUUUGCAUUUUGUUAAUGCAAACACAUGUAUGUAUUGAUAUCAUGGAACAAUGACAAGAUAGAGGAGAUGAAUAUGCAACAAGUUGUGUUGUCAAAAUCUUCUGCUAAUGGAUUUGGCCGUCGAAGAGGUGAUAGAGAGGUUGGGGCUAGGUUGGAGAAUAAGGUGCUUUUGGGAAAAUCCAAUCAAGGAAGAAUUCAAACUACAGGUUCACUGGCUGGUGGGAAGACUGGAGGUUAUGAGAGUUCUUCCCGCGAUCGGUUAGUUUAUCUGACAACAUGUCUUAUUGGGCACCCGGUUGAGGUCCAUGUGAAAAGUGGAUCAAUUUACACUGGAAUAUUUCAUGCAACUGAUGCAGAAAAUGAUUUUGGAAUCAUCUUGAAAAUGGCUCGCUUGAUAAAAGAUGGCACUUUGCGAGGACACAAGGCUAUCACAGAGUUUGUUAGCAAGGCGCCCUCAAAGAUGUUAAUUAUACCUGCCAAAGAAUUUGUGCAAGUUAUAGCAAAGGAUGUGGCUGUAACCAGGGAUGGAUUUGCAAGUGAGCUUCAACUUGAAAAACAUCAGGAAAUUUUGAUAGACUCUGUGAUAUCACAAUCCCGUCAUUUUGAGGUGGAGAGGGAAUUGGAGCCCUGGGUUCCUGAUGAAGAUGAUCCACGGUGUCCUGAACUAGAAAAUAUUUUUGAUGGCACGUGGAAUAGGAACUGGGAUCAGUUUGAAACCAAUCAAAAGCUAUUUGGUGUAAAAAGUACUUUCAAUGAGGAACUUUACACAACAAAACUUGAGAGAGGUCCUCAAACAGGAGAGUUGGAAAAGGAAGCAACGAGAAUAGCUAGAGAGAUUGAGGGUGAGGAGACCGGGGACCUUCAUUUAGCAGAGGAGAGAGGCUUUGAUCUUCAUGAUAAUUUGGAUAUUGAUGAGGAGAUGAGAUUUUCCUCUGUCUACAGGGGUAGAGGGGCUGAUGAUAGUGGUUAUGAGGAAGAGGAGGACAUUAUGUUGGAUUCUCACAACAUUGAGACCUUUGGAGAUUCUUCUGAUUCUCUCAGUAGAAAGUCUGUAGAUUUCACCUGUUCACAAAGCAGUGAUGGAGUUCGAAUGCCAUCUAGUUCUUCUUUAGUGGAUGAGGUACCAUCUUUCCAAGCAGCCAUUGGUGCGGAUGCGAACGACUCUGGCUUUAAUGAUCAGGCCAGACAGCCGGCAUGUGAACUUCCUUCUAAAAGUUUCUCCGUCUCUGACAGUGGUGCAAGCAGGAUCGAAGACAAUUUGCUUGCUGAACAUGGAGGAAGCAGUGAUGCUAACGAGUUUGCAGAAAAGCAGUCUCCACCUGAGAACCUGCAAUUGUCAAAUUCUGUCGCUGCAUCUGGUUAUUUUAAUAUGAGAGCAAUUUGUAAUGCAGAGUCUCAGUCAUUAUUGAAUGACAAGAUUGAUGGGUCUGAUAAAGCUGGGCCAUCUGCAAAUCAUACUACUCAGGCACCAUCUAAUUCUUUGUCAAAGGUUAGUGAAAAACCAAGUUCUUCUGGUGAACUCUCAGAGGGUCCAGCCUCUAGCAAUGUAACUGGUAAAAAAUAUUCUGUAAACUCCCGUGGACGACCUGGUAGUUCUACAUCAUCAAAUUCAGAUCGUGUUGGUUCUGUCUCAGCAUCUAGUGGCCCUGGCUUAUCACCAAGUUCAUCAAUGGGUUCAUUAUCCUCUGAGAAGUCAACACUGAAUCCCCAUGCAAAGGAAUUCAAACUCAACCCUAAUGCAAAGAGUUUCACACCGUCUCAAAUGCCUGUUAGGCCUCCAUACUAUCAAACACAAGUGCCUCCUUUACCACAUACGCACAUGCCUGUCAGUUUUGGGCCUGUUUUGUUCAAUCCACAGGUGGCACCGAUACAAUCACCACAAGCAUAUUUUCAUCCAAAUGGACCUCAGUAUGGGCAGCAGAUGUUUCUUGGGCAACGGCAGGUGUACUACCAACCUGAAAUGCAAUACAAAGGAAGGAAUUAUUAACCAGUUAGUUUGCUGACAGCAUUCUUGGGAGCUUUUCUCUGCUCGCAAGAAUAAACUUUUGAGAGACUGCUUGGAUCAAUUUUCACAAAAGAAAAGCCUAGCGGUUGAAGAAAGAUCCUAUAGGUCUUCAUCACCCCCUUGUUCCAGGGAGAUAAAUUUAUAACCCCUGUAUGCUUAUGUUAACUAACCUGUACUUUUCUGAUUUUUUUUUUUUAAAUAUUGAUAGUUUUGGAUCAAUUGUGGUUCUAUAUUAUUUCACAUUUAUUUUUAAUUUUCUGGUUGCUGUAGUCUGGGAUCUAUCUAUGUGUGUCUGGUGGGUUAAGAAUUAAGAUAGUGGAAGAGAUUGAUGCUUAUCAGUUACUAUUAUAACAAGUAAUGGCCAAAUGCCAAGUUCAAGGCUUUUUAUCUUUCAAUUUUACUAUCAAUAAUCUUUAGACAAGUGGCAUGCUAGGGAUCAUUUUGCUUUAAUGGUCCUAUUACUUGUGGCCCGACAUCGUCGUCUGAUCUUGUUUGUAUGGGGCUUGGGAGGAAUCAAACGUUUGGAGAGCAUAUUAUAGUUUUAUCAGCUUAUUCUAUUUGGGAACUCAAAUUACUAACUUUUGUAUCUAUUAUGUUGGUAUUGCUCAAUGCGCACAGAAUAUUUGUCCUCCAAAAACAGAAAACCUCCCCUAGCUUAUGC